Messenger RNA from Teleopsis dalmanni, 2857 nucleotides. RefSeq names its product palmitoyltransferase ZDHHC23-B (gene GABPI). The transcript has 4 exons. Gene Ontology annotation, molecular function: protein-cysteine S-palmitoyltransferase activity. NCBI's taxonomy places the organism in Eukaryota, Metazoa, Arthropoda, Insecta, Diptera, Diopsidae. Gene Ontology annotation, biological process: peptidyl-L-cysteine S-palmitoylation; protein targeting to membrane. The record is from RefSeq and is a predicted model, not a curated record. The coding region runs from base 232 to 1410 and encodes 392 amino acids. Gene Ontology annotation, cellular component: endoplasmic reticulum; Golgi apparatus.
CCAUUGCGGUUGUCAAAGUUCUGCCGUUGCUGUAGCUGACGCUGACGCCGUCGCUGUUUUCUUAAAAAUCAAUCGUUGUGAACCCAAUUCCGUUUAUUUGUUACAAUUUUCAGUUAACAACACAGAAACUAGUCUCAAAUCUUAUCUAGAUUUAAAUUUAUUUAUUUUACCAAUUUGUAACAUGCUGCUCGGUGUUUUGCUAUCAAUUUUGUUAUCGCUUUGAUUACUACAAUGACUGCAUUUUCUAAAACAAUUGGAGCAGCUGAAGCUGACAAGGAGAGGUUAUAUGAUUUGCCUAGUUGCAAUUGCUUUAACAAGGGAAUCGGAAGUCCAUUUUUAUUAGGAAACUGUUGCAAUAAGUCGGGCGCUGCUUUAUUAUCAACACGACCAGUUGCCUUCCACGUUCCAGAGAAACGAAGUUUUGUUGGCAUGUUACUUGCAUUUCAGGAUCGAUUAAGGAUUCCAUGGCGGGGCGGUGCCAAACAAUUCUCAUUUGAUGUUAUAUUGCCCAUAUUCGUUUUGCCCAUAUUGAUCGGCAUAGCGGCUAUUAAUGCUUAUACAGCUACUGUGAUAUUCGUGUCGGGAACCGUUUUCAUUACCUAUGCUUACCUGCAAGUCAAACGCGCACUGGUGCGCACGCGUUUCUUCUGCUUGUGGAUAUUAUGGUCCAUUUUAUAUAUGCUAAUUCUUUUCGAAUUCACGGUGCCUUUGUUUGAGUUGCUGCCGGAAGAAAAUAUUAUUUUAAUGAUGCUUGUGUUUGGAGCUUUCUUCUGUUUACUACGCACUAAGCAGCGAGCUGUUUUAAAUGUAAUUGUUUAUGAUAAGAGUUCCGUAAACAAAACUGAUCUGCCAAAUAUAAUUGAGGAUUCUCCUGAUGAGGAAGUCGAUGCACCGUCGCAAACUACAUUACUGCUUGAACAGGAUUAUCAUGACGGCGAUGUUAUGGGCGAACGUCCAUUAACGUCUAAAAUGAAUGCAUGUCCCACUUGCCGCAAAUAUACAUCUUUCAAAGCUGGACAUUGUACUGUAUGCACGGCAUGUAUUAUGCGACAUGAUCAUCACAGCUAUUGGCUUGACUGCUGCAUAGGAAUGUCAAAUCAUCUUUACUAUUUAAUAGGACUACUUUUGGCAGAACUUGCUUUACUUCUUGGUGCUUAUUUAACUCUUACAGCUGUGUGCCAUCCCUUCUUAUUGCUUCGAGUGGUAAAUGUACCGAUUAUGCUACCAGACGAUUGUACAGAUGUUUUCGAUGAGUACGAGCUCGGCGUAUCUUUUGUGGUUGCAGUUUAUGCAGUAAUAAUUGCGGCUUACGUAUUGAUGGCGUUGGUUCGACAAAUAUAUAGAAUAUCGCGUGGACAACCCGAAGAACAAAAUACUUGCUUCUAUAACUGGAGAGCGUUUUUAUUUUGAAUGGACAACAUUAGCAUACAAAAUUGUGGAAGUGGUAGUUCAAGUCUGUGUAUAUAUAUUUGUAAAUUGCGCUGGUAAAGUUUGAUAGCGGCAAUUAAGGUAUGCAAUGCAUUACAGUUGCUCACUGUCGCAUAUUUAGGACAAAAUCUGUUCAAACAUAUGUUGAUUGCAGUUUCGGAGUGUCAAUAUAAGAGAGCCAAAGUAGCGGAAAGACUCAAAAACCAACGAAAUAUGUGGUUUGGAUAUAGAAGAUUUGAUGCAGUGCAGAAUAGAUUUUUUUUUUUCAAUUCAAUUACUUACUGAAUUAUUAGUAAUCGUUCCGUUGUAUUAUAGUGACUAGUAGGCAAAAAUUUAAUCACGAGUGUUGUGAGCGAAUACAAUGUUAUUCUAGCCAAUCCAAUGCAGCAAAAUUUUUAUAUGCAAUCGUAGUAUAAAAUUUAUUUUUGUAUUUAUGUAAUAUAGUAUCGCUUAUGAUAUAUACUAAAAUAGUUGAAGGAUAUUUAACACUCAAUGGUAUCACUCCAAGUAUUAAUUUUCAGUAUUAAACUUAAGUCAAAUCAAUCGGGAUUUGAGAUUUGGUUCUCAAUGCUUUCCCAGAUCUUAAGUUCAAAAGACGGGGGAAUGUAUUAAGAUUGUAUAGUAUCAUUGUUAAGACCCUUACUCUAUGCCACAGCAUUUGUUUUAGUAGUGUAUGGUCUUGCCGAAAUUGCUUUGAAGAGCUUGACUCAAAAUGCUGCAUUAAGAUUUUACACAGCAUCAUCACCCAGACUCCUAACUUCUAAUAUUUCAUUCACAAUUCAGAUUAUAGAAAGAAAACUAAUUCAUUAUUAAAAAAUUGCAAAUAGUCAAAGUACAUAUAGUGUGCAAAGUAGUAACCUAAUAGGACCUUUAUAGUUACUUAUUACAUUUAACAAAAUUACAGUUACUUCUACAUAAAUUAAAUUAAAUUACAAUACAUAAAUGUACUUACAAUAAAACUUCAACUAAUAAACACACUAUUAUGAUGAAACUUAGCAAAAUGUUUAAAUUACUGCAGUAUGGUUAGAUCAAAUUCUGCAUAACUAGUCCGGAUAUAGAUAUGUGUGCAACAAAUGCCUUUCUAUGUUGAGGUAAACACGAAUUUUCAGUUAUUUCUCCUUCAAUCACCUUCCUAAUAUAAUCAUCAUCCAUCAAGUUGCUUGCCUUUCUAAUUCAUCCCACCUCACGUGUUUGUCUUUUAAUCCAUUUAUGUUCCUGAUUUUGGGAUGCCUAAAUAGCUUAGAUUAAAAACAAAUUCUAAUAUUGCUUUUGUAGCUCUAAGUAUAUUUAUCUCAAUGGCUUCCAGAAAUGUAAACUGAGAUCAAAUAGAAAGAGUCAAUGUAGACUUGACCGCUUCUUGCACCUGAAUGCAUUAAAUAUUAAAAUAGAAUUUAAAUUUUCUUAGUUGAUAUUUCUAACUUUUAUUACA